Molecule: messenger RNA, 1530 nt
Organism: Vanrija pseudolonga
Lineage: Eukaryota; Fungi; Basidiomycota; Tremellomycetes; Trichosporonales; Trichosporonaceae
Product: UPF0187 protein
Exons: 5
Coding region: 1-1437 (478 amino acids)
Molecular function (GO): chloride channel activity
Source: RefSeq, a predicted model, not a curated record
AUGGGCUCGCACGACCACACGUCGGGGCAGCACUUUGACAAUGGGCAGGACUUCAAGGUCUUCAAGCACUCGCCCCGGCGCACAUUCAACCACGCGCUGCACGCCCUGGCGGCCACCGCGCUGGUGCGGAUCUGGCAUAUCCUGCUCUUCACGGGCGCGUGGAGCGCCAUGGUGUGCAUCGUCAACGUCAAGACCAAGGUCAACUUCACCGUCCCCAACACGAUGAUCACGGUGCUCGGUGUGCUGCUCGGUCUGACGCUCAGCUACCGCACCUCGUCGGCGUACGAAAAGUACUCGGACGGCCGUAAGCAGUGGUCCAACAUUACGCUUGCGAGCCGCAACUGGGCUCGAACCGUCUGGUUGAACUGCCCCGACUCGAUCUCCCCGAACGACACGGCACACCACUCCCCCGAGCAGAGGGCGUCAGAUGAGGUUCGCGCCGUGCUUGAGAAGAAGACCGUCGUGCAGCUCGCUCUGGCAUUCGCCGUCGCUGUCAAGCACUACCUCCGCGAGGAGACUGGCAUCUACUACGAAGACCUGCACGACCUCGUGUGCUUCAUCCCGUCGUCGCACUCGCCCUCUGGGCUGGCAGGCCACAGCGCGACCCUCGGCGGCCUGCCCAACCUCAGCGGGCACGACCACGACCGCCCCGGCCCGGCGCAGCACCAGCCUCCGCUGUUCGCAGCUGAAAAGCCCAGAAAGCUGCGCGAGACUGUCAAGGACAGCAUGUUACCCGACUUUGUCCGCACGCGCCGGCGCCAAUCGGCGAGCAACGGUGGCCGGCCGAGCGAGGCGGAGCUCGCGCACAUCUUUGGCGCGCACGGCGAGGGCCAGAACGUGCCCCUUGAGAUCACGGUCUUCAUGGGCAUGUACAUCGCCACCCUGCAGAAGCGCAAGGCCAUCGACCCGCCGACAAUCACGUUCCUCAUGAACACGCUCGGCAUGCUCUCCGACGCCCUGGCCAACCUCGAGCGUAUCGUCACCACGCCCAUUCCAUGGAGCUACGACGCGCACAUCUGGACCGUGUCGUGGAUCUACUGCCUCGCGCUGCCGUUCCAGCUGUGGGCGAGCAAGUUUGCCUGGGUGACAGUGCCCGCGACAGUGCUCACAACGUACAUCGUGAUGGGCUACGCGUCCAUCGCCGAGGAGAUUGAAAACCCCUUCGGAUACGAUCAGAACGACCUCAACCUCGGCUACUACUGCCGCGAGAUCAUCGCCAAGGAGCUCGACGCGGUCACGUCGAGAAAGUACGCCGAGCCCGAGGACUGGAUCUUCUCGCCGCAGAACAAGCCGUUCGGCCGCGACCAGCCCGACACGCAGACGCUCGCACGGAACGCCAAUGUGGCCGACCUUCGCAGUCGCCUCGUCGCCGCCGGUGCAGCUGACUCGAAGCUGGAGACGGCGGUCAGCGGCGAGUCGUCGGUGUCCGCCGUGUAGCCGCCUACGUUUACCCAUUCCGCCAAGCUUUGUCUCGCACCCCGCGGCCGGACCGCUCCAGUGUACAUUCAGUCUGGAUUACGAGAACCCAAU